AUGAGCAAGAAUCUGCUUUCGGUGCCACAGAUCAACAAGGGUGGCAGGUUCCAAGUCGUGUUCGACGGGUCCAAGAUGCAAGUGCAGCGCAAGAAUUCCACACAAGUCGUGGCAACAGCGGAUCUCGUCGAUGGACUUUACUGGCUGCGGACUCCUCAACGAUCGGCGAAUGCAGCAACACGCAAUGGGACUAUCGACUUGCAUGCGCGCAUGGGUCAUGCACCUCUCGAAGUUCUGCGCAAGAUGGUGGCCACCGGCAUGAUCAAGGACGCCAAGGCACCUCUCAACUCGACUGGUCCAAGUGUGUGUCGCGGUUGCCAGCAAGGAAGGAUGGUCCAAAGACCAUUCCCAACCAACCGUGACAAACGCCAAUAUGGUGUGUUCGAGUUGCUGCAGUUCAACAUCUGCGGGCCAAUGGAACAAGUCUCGAUCGGCGGCAGCAGCUACUUUUGUGGUUGA
Messenger RNA from Peronospora matthiolae, 459 nucleotides. The record is from the annotation of a GenBank genome assembly. NCBI's taxonomy places the organism in Eukaryota, Oomycota, Peronosporomycetes, Peronosporales, Peronosporaceae.